AUGAACAAGAUAACGGUGCGACGCAAACGGUUUUUGUGGCACCCCGACGACAUCGACGCAUACUACUCGGACGACUACUUUUCCGACGACAAUGAGCGCAGGCACAAGCUUUUCAAGCCCCGACCAACGCCCAUGGCGUCUCUCAUGAACCUCGAGCUCGGCGAGUACGAGCUCCUCCGGUUCUAUAAGAAUGAUUCAUCACCGUUGCUGGUGGCGGCCACGGGAAAAAAUAAGGAAGCACAAGGAUUCUGGAUGGAAAACGUGACGAAGCUGGCUACUAGCAACGAAGCUCUCAAGGAAGCGUGCAUGGUGUUCGCCAUGAUGCACCUGGGACACAACCACAAGCAUGCCACGUAUCUGUUAAAAGACGGCGAGGAAGUCCCCAAAGAAAAACUCCCUCCAACGGACUUAUCCCACGUCAUCGGAUACACACGGUUGGAUGAGGCUAUGCUGGAACAGAUGUUCAUUCGAUUCACCAACACCAUUAAAGCACACAAACAACAAAUCAUGACCAUGACGCUGGAGACUUCCGAGUCUGUAUUGCUCUCAAGCGUGCUCAUCUAUCUUAUCGCCAUGAGUAUGGGUCCAUACGUGCCGCUGUUCAACUUUGAUGGCGGUGCCGACCUGUUCAGUUUGGGCCGAACAAUCUCAGACCUAACCUUCCUCUUCAGUAACGCUCCACUGCCCACACCCUUCUACCUCAACAAUGAUUUUGAUCUCAACGAUGAACGCGAGAAACUGCCUAGAGAAGAAGAUCUAUGGGAGAUCAUUGAUUUUGUGAACACAGACGAGGAGCUGUCGUCGACGGAGAAGAAACGCAUCCAGAGGAUUCUCACAACAGAGCUCAAAAACCUAGUCGGUUUGUUCCACAUGGACGCUGCAGGCAUGUCUGUAUCACAUAUUGCCGGAUGGUGCACGUUUUGGACCCCCGACUUCUAUAAGCUGCUCCGGGAGGAGAUGAACACAUACGCGCUGCUGUUUGUGUGCUACUGGUGUGGAUAUGCGCAUAUGUGGCACGUCUUGUUUUGGUGGGGGGACCGUAUACAGGAAGACUUGCUGCAUUUGAUGGACCACCUCCCAUCAAGAGUGCAUCACUUCUUGAAGUGGCCGCUAGAGAGCUGUUCCCGGUUUGAUAUCAACUACUUUGAUCUGCUGAGUGGAAAGAUGCGGGAUUUGUAUUUAUGA
Yarrowia lipolytica CLIB122 is the source of this 1185-nucleotide messenger RNA. RefSeq lists its product as uncharacterized. The record is from RefSeq and is a predicted model, not a curated record. Gene Ontology annotation, molecular function: DNA-binding transcription activator activity, RNA polymerase II-specific. NCBI's taxonomy places the organism in Eukaryota, Fungi, Ascomycota, Dipodascomycetes, Dipodascales. Gene Ontology annotation, biological process: regulation of transcription by RNA polymerase II.